Polyodon spathula (Mississippi paddlefish) is the source of this 3363-nucleotide messenger RNA. Its product is annotated as leukotriene B4 receptor 1-like. The transcript is spliced from 2 exons. Gene Ontology annotation, cellular component: plasma membrane. Gene Ontology annotation, biological process: complement receptor mediated signaling pathway; inflammatory response; phospholipase C-activating G protein-coupled receptor signaling pathway. Gene Ontology annotation, molecular function: leukotriene receptor activity; complement receptor activity. The coding region runs from base 1483 to 2532 and encodes 349 amino acids. NCBI's taxonomy places the organism in Eukaryota, Metazoa, Chordata, Actinopteri, Acipenseriformes, Polyodontidae. The record is from RefSeq and is a predicted model, not a curated record.
GGGGUGACAUUUUAUAUUUCCUUUUAAAAGUUGCAAUUGAAAUAACUCACAUUGCAGUUAUACAUAGAACUCACCUCUAGGUGAUGCUGUCCCCCUGUACAAAAUAACCAGCUCAGUGCAUUGAAUAAAUGUGCUUGGUUAAUACCACCUGUGUGGACAGUCUAACGCAGGGCUACACCACAAGCACACUUUCGUCAAUUUAACACAAACUGGGCUAUAUGUUGAAGGCAUUUACUGCAGUCUUAAAUUAACUCCUAUUUUUUUGAAAGAGGUAAAACAUCUGUACUGGAUCCUAACCACGGUGGUCUAUUAUCCAAGUUCUUGUAAAUGCUCCCGAUGUGUAUGUUUCUCAUUUUGUUACAUUGACAAAUUAUUUUUUCCUUUUAAAAAAUUAAGAAUGGAGGAAAUGCUUUGAAAAUAUGGCCCAUAGUCUUUAACAUAAAUCAUGUUAAACUUUUUCGGACUGCAUCUAUACUGUGAUAUUUUCUCACGCAUGUUUUUAGCAAUGUGGCAUGCUAGUAGGGUACAAUGCUACUGUACAAUAUGCAUUGAGUAUAGUUUUAAAAUGCAUGUUGCUUUAUUUCAAGAAAUAGGCGAUUUUAGGAAAGUCUAUCAUUAUCAGUUGCAUGAGAGCUGUUUUUAGUCUGGGGUUGUGGGGUCCCAAUCUCUCACAGUAAAUACUGGAACCUACAGGAUGUAUCUUGUCCAUUUUGCAGAUAUUAUGAUUUUUUUCUUUCUUUCUUUGACAAAUACAAUAUUUUUUAUUUUUUUACUUAAUAAGUCUGUGUUAAGGUGCUUCGAUUUCAGGAGCAAAGAUGCCGGUAAUGAGGGCUGCUAUCAGCGAUAUCUAGUGCACAGCUAGUGAACUGCAAUAAAAGCAAAUCUUGAUCCAACGUGCUUUGUCUGAUCUAGCCUGAACUCAGGUGAAAGCCGCUUAACACAGACUUUUAAAAACAUAAGCACGGUAUUUGAGAAACUGCAGUUGAACCAUUGCACACAUCAUAAAAUGGUAAGAGGCAGUACAAAUAAGACCAUGUAACUUGAAGCUAUUUACUUUUUAAAAUGAAAAUGUGUUAUCUUGAUUUAUAUUUUUAAAAGGAAAAUCUUUUUCCCCAUCCUUUGGCAGCCACAGGAUUCUCAAUAUCAUUCCAGAACAGCUCCAAACAAUGAAUUUCUCUUUUCCCUUCUCUCCUCUUCCAUCCAUCCCUUCUCUUCUCCUCUGUUCCCCCUAGCCCAGAUUGUGCCUUCCUCUCUUCCCUCUUUUCUCUUAUACUUUCUCUUCUUCUCCUCUCCCUCCUCCUUGACUCCUUCUUCUUCCCCUGGCUUCAACCUUUCUCAAAUCCUGGGCACUAUCAUUUCAACCUUCUUUUGAGAAAAUGUGAGCUCUCUACCUCUUUAAAACUGAAGAAAAUGUUCAUUUGUUUUUCUCCUUCCUUUCACAGGAUCCUAAUUCCUAACCGUAUUCCAGACCAGAGUUAAACAAUGAAUUUCUCCUCUUCCCCCUCUCCCUUCCUCCCCCAACGACCUCCUCCCUCCUCCCCUGGCUUCUCUCAAAUCCUGGGCACUGUAAUCCUGACCUUGGCAUUUGUUCUGGGUUUCCCGGGGAACUUGUUUGUGGUGUGGACAGUGUUGUGUCGCGUGACCCGGCGCUCCGUCACCUGCCUGCUGGUCUUGAAUUUGGCCGCGGCAGACGCCCUGGUUCUGCUCAGUGCUCCCUUCUUCAUGCGUUAUGUCAUAGGGGGUAGGGGAUGGGAGUUUGGGCCGGCCUUCUGCAAGCUGGUUCAUUACCUCUGCAGUGUCAACAUGUACGCCUCCAUCUUCCUCAUCGCCGCCAUGAGCCUCGACCGUUUCCUGGCCGUGUCCCGUCCCUUCCUGUCCCAGUGGCUGCGUACCAAGAGGUCCCUGCUUAAGAUUCUGCUGGUCAUCUGGAGCCUGGCUUUCCUUUUUGCGAUUCCAAUGCCCUUCUUCCGCAGGGUUUUCCCAAAAGAAGGAUUGUUUUACUGCAUACUGUUCCACAGCGAUCCAAAGCACAUGGUUUUCCAAUACCUGAUGGAGACCAUCUUUGGGUUCCUGAUUCCUUUUUCUAUCAUCAUUUUCUGCUACAGUCAGAUUGGCAGUCGCUUACAGGGUGCCAAAUUCAACAAACGAAGGCGGUCAGGGCGACUCAUCCUUCUCAUCGUGGCUGCCUUUGCGGUUUUCUGGAUGCCCUACCACAUUGUGAACCUGAUCCAGGUUUCGAGUGCUUUAGCUUGGGAAGAAUCGCUCAAAGAGGCUCUCCUGAAUGCUGCGAAAACAGCCAGGCCCAAUGUGACGGCCUUCGCGUUCUUUAGCAGCAGCAUCAACCCUAUUCUCUACGUCUUCGCCGGGAGUUCCCAUAUCCGCAGCGCCGGCUUGAAUUUCAUGGCCAAGAUGUUCGAGGGGACUCAUUCCGAAGGGUCAGGAUCCAGCCGUGUUUCCCGGUCGACCAAAAUUAGCCGGAACGAUUCCCUAGAUUUCGAAAACCUACCGGAGAUGAAACCGCUAUCAACAUAAAAUAUUGUUUACUGCAGGGCAGUUUUAUUAGAAAAAAAAACAUCAAUUUCCCUUCAGAGUUAAAGCCACACUAAAACAUGUUUCCUGGGCGUUAUUACAGGGGUGGACAAUCACAGUCCUGGAGUGCCAUUCCACUCAAGAUUUAAUGGGUUAAAUGAGAUAAUGAACUACUUCAGGGUUUGGAUGGAGGGUUAAUUGAUUCAGUAAAUUUAGAACAGGUUUAGAACAACGACCUGGAGUGGAAAGGCCCUCCAUGAUUGGUCACCCCUAGUUUAUAACAUUCUUCCUUAGUUUAACUUUCUGUCCGUUCUGCUUUGUCAUCUCCCCAGUUUUACAAAUUGUGUCGGGCAGUUUAGCUGCUAGGCACACCAGAUUACUCCCUUUCCCUUCCUUUUCUGUGACUCUAAUGCAAACAAACCAGACAGACACCCAUCCGUCUGCUUCUACCUAUAGCAGCAGAUCAACCAAGUGAUUCGCAGAUUUACAUUAAAACCCCUAGAGCCACAACAGUCAUUGUAUAACCUGAAAAAAAGAUUGAAUUUAAGGUGAAUCUUGGCUGACUCCCAGCCUCAGAGCAGCACAUAACUAGAGUUCUCAGCAACUGCGCAGUUAUCAGCCACAAGACGGUGUUGCUUGUAGGGUUGAGAUUAUAUACCGAGCAUCAAAAGAAACUUAUCACUAAUAUAACACAUUUAUUUUUCGAAAAAAAUAAGGUAAAUAUAUGUUGGCCAUUAACAAAAAGCUUUUGGGUUUGAAUCACUCGAUCAUUCAUCCUUGACCAUGACACACUUGAGUGACUGUGACUGAAGCAUAUGCACUUAAUCACCUAAU